This is a messenger RNA of Pelobates cultripes (western spadefoot toad), 2027 nucleotides long. The record is from the annotation of a GenBank genome assembly. Lineage: Eukaryota; Metazoa; Chordata; Amphibia; Anura; Pelobatidae.
AUGGCAGAGCUUAAUUCAGUAAUUAACAUGAAAUCUGAGAAAUUGAAUAAUAAGAUUGUAGAUCUUAGAGUGCAUGCAGUUACAACUGGUGAAGCUUUAAUUGAAAAGGCCAAAAUAUGUGAGAAACUUACAGUGGAGAAUGAGAGUUUGAAUGAGAAAAUUUUGGAGUUGCAAAAAGAAUUGGAUGAAUGCAGACAUGCUACUAAUAUGGCUUUUAAUAAAAUGGCAGAAAGCAUGGCACCUUCGAGUAGGUCUCCUGCAUCUGAAAUUCCAGGGUCUAUUGCUAACCCAGGGAUUGGAGAUACAGGAUACAAACCUCUUUAUCCAUGGGAGGAUUUGAAACAAAAGUCAGUGACAAAUCUCCCUGCGGCUCCAACUACAACAACCACAGUGUUUAAUCCUGAUAAUUCUGGAGAGAUUCAGCUGGUUACUAAGCAGUUGAAGCCACAAGAAAUGGAUGCCAUAGUUAGAGAAAUAGGGCAGGUCCCUCAGCAGGAUAUAAAUCGCUUUUUGCAAUGGUUUUGUGGAUUUCAAAGAGUGAAAGAGAUGUAUAGUUUGACAAAUAGUGAUAUGGAGAGAGUGCUGCAGAAAGUUGUUGGAAAUGGAUUGUGGGUCAGGAUUGUACAGACAUGUGGUCAGCAGCGUAGAACUAGGGAUAUGUUGAAAGAGAUCUUGAGAGCACUUUAUGAAGUUACAUCAAAUGUGUCAUUGUCUGGAAAAAUUAAACAGCUGAAACAAGAGUCUCCGUAUGAAUUGUCAGCUAGAAUUUCCACAGUGAUGGAACAGUUUGGUGUCAGUAAUCCUGGUUUUGAACAGGGAGGGCUGGUGCAUAGAUCAAUGUUUUUGGAUGCAUUAGAGCAAGAUAUUAAAGAUGAGAUAUUAUUUGUAACCCCAAACCCAUCAGAAAUGUGUGAUUUACUGUUAAGAGCUGAUAAUUUGUGGCGAAGAAAGGUUAAAAAUGAGAGUUUUGCUGUAGAUGCUGCAAGGAUUUUCAGAGUAGAGAGGAGAGACAGGUCUGCUAUGUAUCCUCAGAAACCAUUCAGGGGAGAUAGAUUUCAGCAUGUGGGAAAUUUUAGAUGUGAGAAUGAAUCUGAUAGUGACAAAAGACAGAGAGAUCCACAGAGGGGCCAUAGGAAUAGGGAUAGUGCUAAAGGGAGCAAUGUAAUGGGAGAUAAUUGGAGAAAUAGAUGGGAUGAGCCUCAGGUAAUUAACAAUAAUUGGAAUAAUAAUAACUGGGAGAGGCUAAAAAGGAGAGAUAAUAACUGGAGAAAUAACAGUUGGGGAGAAAAACAUAGAAACAACAGGAACAGUUAUUGGGAGAAUUCUUGGAGAAAGAACCAUAGAUGGGAUGAUCAGACCAGUAGACGGAAUUGGGAUAAUUGGAGGAAUAAAGAAGGGAAUAGAGAAUAUUGGGAUCUGAAGAGACAGACUGAGAGAUUGGAGGCAGAUGUAAAAGCGCUUAGGGAACAGAUGAGAGAUGAGGGAAAGACUGAUCAAUUGAGGUUUCCCAGCAAUUAACUACCAUAAUUUUUUUGUUUUUCUCUACAUGUGUAUGUAUGUUUGAUUUUCUUUUGUUUCUAUAAAAAUAGCCUUAAGCUUAUUUUUUUUAUCUUUGUAUGGCAACAGACCGUUGUCAGUUUUCUAUAGACUGCAUGCUGACAAACAUCUUUGAAUCUUUGUCAUUUUUUUUUUAAAAAAAAAAGGGAUAUAACAGAGCAUCAGAUUGGAAACUGAGUAAUGUUGCAAGAUUUUUCCCCUUACCACCCAUUUUCAAAGCCAAAAUGGAAAGGUCCAUAUAUUGUGCUUGACAAAAUUGGCCCUUCUGUGUAUUUGUUAGAUGUGGGAGAUGAGCACUUUAUGCCAAGUUAAUGUUAAUGUUAACAUAGUCUCUUAGUUCUCAUUUACAGAUAAUAGGAGAUGGAGUGGAUCCCUGGAAGAGCAGCCCACUUAAGAAAUAUGAAGUGCAAGAAAACAACAGUUGUGAUGUGGUGGUUAUGUGUAUCGUUUUCUAUGUAUAUAUUGUAUAG